Messenger RNA from Linum tenue, 2313 nucleotides. The record is from the annotation of a GenBank genome assembly. NCBI's taxonomy places the organism in Eukaryota, Viridiplantae, Streptophyta, Magnoliopsida, Malpighiales, Linaceae.
AAGGAAACAAGGGAUCAUUAUUUGCGUCGACGGAAGAAUCGGAGCUAAUUUCCCAGCUAAGUCCUCGGCACAAAAGUUCUCUACCAUGAAGAAGAGACUGCCAUUCCCAUGAUGAAUUGGACCCAGGUAGUGCAUUGAGAAACGUCGAAUGGUGGUAAUACCGACCUUUUAGAACUCGUGCUACCAGAGAGUCGGGAUUCUGUUGAAUACGCCAAGUUACAAUUUCCAUUGAUUGAACUUCAUUCAUGCGCGAUCUUUCGCGGUUCAGGUGUCUCUCUCUGCUACACAUCAAGCCAAGAUCUUCUCACCAAACCUGCCAAAUCCUAGCUCAAUUGAUCUUAAAUCGCCUCACUUCCCCGCCUCAUUUGGCCAAAUUGGUAGAACAGUACUGUCGCUUGACCUCCGGCACCCGCCAAGCAAACUCGAUCCUCGCCCAAUUUCACCACCCAAACCUGUUCCUCUUCAAUACUCUGAUCCGAUGCACCCGCCCAAAGGACUCCAUCCAUCUUUUCGCCACCUGGGUUUCGAGGAACAACCUGGUUUUCGACGAUUUCACCUAUCUCUACGUUCUGGGUUCCUGCGCGAGAUCACCGUCGUUCUCGUCGUUGUUGCUGGGGAGACAGAUUCAAGGAAGGGUUCUGAAACAUGGGUUCAUUGCGAAUUUGAUGAUCCCGACGACUUUGAUUCAUUUUUACGGAUGGAAUAAGGAUGUAUAUUCCGCGAGGAAGGUGUUCGAUGAAAUGCCCGAGAGAAGCGUUGUGACGUGGAAUGCGAUGAUGACUGGGUAUUGCUCGCAGAGAGAGAAGGCUGACGAAUAUGCUUAUGAUGGGGUAAUGCUGUUUAAGGAGAUGUUGGUUGUUGAUGGUGAAGAGAGACCGAAUGACACCACGAUGGUUGGCGUGCUCUCUUCUUGUUCCCAAUUGGGGAUGCUUGAAACUGGAGCUUCCCUCCAUGGUUACAUGGAGAAAACCAUUUGUCUGCUUGAUAUGGAUGUUUAUUUAGGCACUGGUUUAGUUGACAUGUACUCAAAAUGCGGCUGUCUGGACAGUGCUCUGAAGGUGUUUAAUGGAAUGCGUGUGAAGAAUGUGCUGACAUGGACGGCUAUGGCGACCGGUCUUGCCAUUCAUGGGAAAGGGAAAGAAGCAAUGGAAGUUUUCAACUUGAUGGCAAGUUUCGGUGUUAAACCUAAUCUGGUAACUUUCACGAGCUUGCUCUCAGCUUGUUGCCAUGCGGGUCUAGUUGAGGAGGGGGUUCAUUUGUUUGAGAUAAUGGAAGUUCAAUUUGGUCUCCGCCCGGGAUUGAAGCAUUAUGGAUGCAUCGUCCAUCUUCUUGGCAAGGCUGGAUACGUAAGAGAUGCUUACGAGUUCGUCAAGAGAAUGCCGGUGGAGCCUGAUCUAGUCCUAUGGAGGAGCUUACUGAGUUCAUGUAAAGUCCAUGGAGAUGUCGAUUUGGGUGAGGAAGUGGGCAAGAUAGUCGUACACUCGCAUCCAGAAAUGAUGGAGUUGAGUGAGGAUUAUGUAGCUUUGUCUAACAUCUAUGCAUCAGCUGAGCGAUGGAAAGAGGUCGAAACAGUGAGGAAAGUAAUGAAGGUGAAGGGGGUAGUCAAUAAGCCGGGAUCAAGCUUAGUUCAAGGCAUAAGCAAUCAUAUCCCCUUGGGAUGAUACAGGAGAGGAAGAGAGAAUCCAGUUGGUAACAAAAAAUUAGAGCCUCAGAUACACUUAUGAAUGGCAGCAAGCUCAACUGAGUUCUUCACAACCACGUAUCCUUUUCUGCAAAUGCUCCAAGCUAGCAAUUCGACGCAGAGAAGCUGUUCGGCCAAUCUUGUUGCCUGUUAUUGCUCCUGUUGGUCGAGCUCCAUCAUCUGGGUGUCCAUUUUCAACUGAAGAAAUAUCUGACGUGCAAUUGGCGGCAGGUUUGUUUGGAUGGUGAGUAACAUUCUGAUGCUUUGGAGUUUGGAUGAUCAUCUUGAACAGGAACGGCUGAUUCUGCUGAAGUUUCAGAAGCAGUUGAUGGCAUGCUGGUGGACAUCUCCUGCAGUGAAACAUAGGGUUUAAACCUGUAAUCCUUUUGACCCCUCCUCAGCCAUCUUUACCUGAUAUACAAAACUCCAAUGAUAGAAGAAAGAAACCAAGUCUGCAGAAGAACCACUCUGGCUAUAUUGUGAAAUGAGUUUACCUUCAUUCUUAAUGUCUCGACAUCUUCUGCUUUUAGGACUCUGCUGUCAACAGCUGCUUAAUUGUACUUAUGGUUGAUGUCGUUGAGACGUUUUAACGGAGGAAUUUUCAAAUCUUAUUUGCGAAACUUGCAGUGUAU